Messenger RNA from Teleopsis dalmanni, 2356 nucleotides. RefSeq lists its product as uncharacterized. The coding region runs from base 716 to 2356 and encodes 546 amino acids. The transcript has 4 exons. The record is from RefSeq and is a predicted model, not a curated record. NCBI's taxonomy places the organism in Eukaryota, Metazoa, Arthropoda, Insecta, Diptera, Diopsidae.
UACCUAAAACUCUUAAUUCACAAUAAUAUAAUAUUGAAUAAGAGGUGUUAAAGCAAUUUUUUGACUUGGAUUAAUCUCUCAGAAAUUGUGAAAACUUGACUACUACCGUAUUGGCGCCUAAAUAGAUAUCUACUUAAUUAACGACUGCACACAGAAUAAGUGGGAUUUUUGCUCUGCACAGUUGAAGUUGAUAAAAUAAGCUUAGCUUCAAAUGCAGUGAACAUAGGAAAUUAAUGAAUUGAGCAAGCAGUCUGAAUUGAAAGGUCAAUAAACCUGAUGAUUACAAAUAUUUAUCGUGUGCUUCCUAAAUCACCAUCCAUUGAACAAACACAGGAAAGUGCAAGUAAAUGUGAGAUAUCUGCAGCAGGUAUUGAAUAAAAUGAAUUGGCGCAAAUACUCGUAAACAUCGUUAGUAUUACCAACUGAAAUUCAAGUUCGACAAACUAAGGCGUGCAUACACUUGGAGAAAAAGAUUUUAGUUUAAAGUCAAGUUAUUCAUGUUCAAGAUUGCGCCAAGCCUAACAUAAGCAUAAAGAGGACUCUCGUACACUCAGACUCCCGUCUUCACUGCAUAUAUUGACACUUCAUACGAAGGGAUGUUUAUGAACUUUCUGGUUGCGAUCAUAAAUUAAAAAACUCUAAAUCAACUCGAAAAUUUGUGAUCACACAUUGUAGUGUUGUUAUAUUGUGGUGUUUACACUCAGCCAGAUGUAAAAUGUUAGCGACUGUAAAAUGUAGUCUUUAUACAAUUGUAGUUGGUAUAUUAUCUAUUAGAAUAAGUGCUUACGAGACUUCAGUGCCUGUAAUGCAUGCUACAAAAAUACUUACGGACUUACCACAUACAAAUAUUUUCAAUAAACCGCCUUCAACUAUAUCUCAUGAUACAAUCAGUAAUACUCACAUUCAAUCACAAUGGUUAAGUUCAACAACAAAAACUUCAGAAAGUCUUGAUAAUGCACAGAAACCAUACAGUCCGCUUGAAAGCAGUAAAGUUAUGGAUGCACACAAUGAUUACCACAACAUUCAGGAUACUUCCACAAAUAAUUAUUCAGCUAUCUUUUCGGAAGCUAUACCAGCAGUAGAAUUACCUCCUAACGCACUCAUAACUAUUCCAAAGCAAGUAGUUCCCGUUUGGACGGAGAAUAUAACACGCGUAGGAAGAAAACGAAAUUAUAAGUAUAUACCUUUAAGUGCAGAUGUGAGUAACAACGUAAUCUUAACUGGAUUGAAAUACAAACGCAAUAACUCCUUAAAUUUUCAAUCCGCAAUUGAAUCUAAUGAAAAUCUUAAUUCGGAAUUAACUGAGCGCAGUGACAAAAUCAUAACAUCGGAUAGGAUAGAUUUUUCAGGAGAUAACUUAAGUAAACGAAUAGACUUUCACUCUCCUAGUUACAGCCUGAAAAGUGCGAGUUCGUUUCAGCCGGAAUCAUAUCGUGAAGAUAAUCCUAUUUUAAGUGAAAUACCGAUAUAUGAAAAUCCAUAUAACGAUGAUUUUUCUUCUAUGCCCUCUAAUAAAGAAACUAGAAACACACGUCAACUUAUAUUCGAAACUGACCCCAGUCAUAUUUCACAUAAUAUUGAAUUUCCUGGUAAAAGUGUAAAUACUAAACCACAUACUUUAAAUAGUGCAAAUGGUGGAGCUAAAAUUUUUUAUGAAGACGUGACAAAAUUUGGUGAUGUUAAUGGUCCCAUAACUGCAUUGCCUCAGCAUUCGAAACGAAUAAAUUUUUUUGGUGAAGCUGAAAUAUUGGGUGGUCCUCCCCGACAAUUUGUCCCUACAAAAGCAUUGAAUGAGUUUGUAGGCUUAAACAAUUUUCAAAACGUACGCAAAAGUCGAUACUUUCCAUUCAAGUCAUCCCGUAGUCCACGCGUAAUAUUCCCGACAAAUGAUAAUGCCAGCCCUACCGGCUCUGGAUCUGCCUCUGGACCAGGUACAGGAAUAGGUGUUUAUUUCAACGACAAUGUCGCAUUUAGAGACCAAAACUUUGGCUUGAAUGAAUUAGCUGCUAUACAAGAUGUGCGAAACGAAUUUAAUUUAAAGGAUUUGGAUUCAGCUACUGAAACUAGCACACCCCAUUCCGCAAAUACAUUCAAAGAAAAAGUCGACAUAACUACAGAACUACAAUGCCAACAUCGUGGUGGAACUUGUGAAUUUUUUUUGACCUGUUGGAUGAGUGGAGGCCUUUUACAAGGCACUUGCGAUGGAUUACUACGUGGAUGUUGUCAUCGAACAGCAAAGUCAAUAAAUUUGCUUACUUCGGAUUAUGUAGGUGAUACGAUCGACUUAACUGAUCUUCCAUUAAAAAACUAUGGACCAAUUAAAAAUGAUGCUAGUGAGUGUAUAACCUUGUCAUAA